Molecule: messenger RNA, 1780 nt
Organism: Paramecium sonneborni
Lineage: Eukaryota; Ciliophora; Oligohymenophorea; Peniculida; Parameciidae
Source: the annotation of a GenBank genome assembly
AUGCAAAGGAAUUAGAUUAUCUUAAAAGGAAUUAAAAAGUUUGAUUUGUUUGCCUAACCUUUAUAAUUACAAGUUGAUAAAAAAGAAUAUCACUAAACUUUAUUUGGGUCUAUUCUAACAGUCUUAUUGAUAGCAUUAUUCUCAAACCUACUUUAUUAAAAACUAGUUACACUUUCUGAUAGAAGCAAUCCUUCCUCGCUAACUUCAGAAAUUUAUCAUUCUUAACCUGAAUAAUAUAGUUUGACUCCUUUUAAUUUCACUAUGACCUUUGCAUUUUAAAAUUCUACUUUCAAUACUUAUAUUGAUGAAUCAAUUUAUGUUGUAAAUGCUUAUAUUGUCAAAAAAUAAGUACAAAACUAAAAUGGAUAAAGAAUAGAGACUUAUGAGAAGUAAGAGUUACCUUUAGUCAAAUGCAAUUAAGAAUUAAUUAAACAGAAGGAACUAUAAGAAUAUUUUUCACAUUUAGAUUUACCAACUAAUUAUUGUAUAGAUUGGAAUUCAAUUUCUAGUAUUUAAAUUGAAGGCACUUUUGAUGCUCCUAAAUUUGAAUAUAUAAUUAUACAAUUCAAUACUUGUAAUGAAAAAACUAAAAAAAAUAUAUCUUGCAAAAAAUAAAAAGAUAUUGAAUAACAAUUAAUGCAGAAUUAUUUUUCAUUUUAAAUUUCAUCUUAGACUACGAAUUUAAAAAAUCCUAAUUCACCUUAUGAUCCAAAGGGAUAAGAUCUAUAUACUACUAUCUCAAAUAACAUCUAUAAGGAAAUAUCAAUAUAUUUACAGCCUCUGACUACUAUUACAGAUAUAGGUUUAAUUUAAACUGACUUAAUAUAUGAAAAAACUUUGAGAUAUGGCAAACAUACAGAAAUGCUUGAUUUAAACCAAAGUGAUUUAAUUAUGAAUGUAGUAAUCAGACUUGAUUCUACUGAAUUAGUUGAUUAUAGGACAUAUCCAAAAUUACAAGAAAUUUUAGCAGAAUUAGGAGGUCUAUGGUAAGUGUUGUUUAGUCUCUUUUACAUUAUUUCUAAACCAAUUAAUAAAGUUAGUCUACUUCUAAACCUUAUAAACUCUUUAUAUGAAUUUCAAGACAAAUAAUAAAAUGAGGAAAAUUAACAAAAGGAUUCCUCUUUUAUUAAAAAUGAAAAAUUAGGUUCCCCUUUGUAAAGAUAAUUAGAAUAAUAAGUUUAAAUUUGUUAAGAUUAAAUUAUAACAAAUAAAACUUUGUCUAUAAAGGAUAAUAUUUGUAAAAAAUAGGGAAAGAAGGAUAAAUCAUAUAAAACAAUUCUUUAAACAUAUGUUUAAUAUAUAUAAAAAAUGAUAUUUAAAAAAAAUACCAAUUCUAAAUUUGGAUACUUAAACGCAUUUUAAGCUUUAAGAUGCAUUAUUUCCAAAGUAAAAUUUUAAUAAUUUUUAGGAUGAUGAAAAUAUUCUUUAAUUUAGGCGGGCUCACAAAGAAAUUAGCUAUUAAUUAAAUAUUAUUAAUAUAUUAAAACGACUUUAAGAUGUUGAAAAAUUGAAGUAUAUAAUUUUUAAUGAAAAUUAACGAAUAUUAUUUGAAAAAUUUAAUAAUUUCCAAAAAUAAAGAGAAAUCUAAGGAGAAAUAACAUUACAUAAUGAUCAACAAAUAAAAUAAUAAGGAAUUACUUAGGAUGCAAUCUUAUAAAUUUUAUAGGAUUAACAGAAUGAAAUUAAUUAGAAACUUAUAGCUUCUUUGGAUGUUACAGUUAGCGAUUUAUUAUAAAAAUGUAAACAAGAAAAUAAUAAUAAUAAAUUAGAAAAUAAUUGA